This is a messenger RNA of Vigna unguiculata (cowpea), 2088 nucleotides long. RefSeq names its product zinc finger protein 7-like. Lineage: Eukaryota; Viridiplantae; Streptophyta; Magnoliopsida; Fabales; Fabaceae. The record is from RefSeq and is a predicted model, not a curated record.
GUAAAUAAGUAUCCAUCCGAAAAUCCGAAGAUAGAAAUUAUGAGACGUAAAUAUGUGUAGCGAGAAACACAAUCUGGAAAUAUCUCUUGCUACCCCAAGUUGUUAUCGAAAGUGGAUACGAGACAGAAACCAUGACACUGUUCCAUGAAUUCGGUGUUAUGCAAUGCAGGACCAAGGACCAAACACUUUUUAUCUUCAAUCUACAUACACUCCACAAAGCAGAGCUGGGAUUGGUUGGUGAGGUGUCUUUUUCCAUGAUCUGUAUCAGAGAGAAAGUGUGGUGAACUGUGGGCAACUACCUUUACAAAACAGGGAAACAAAACAAUGGAAAUUUCCUGUUAUGACUCGGUUUAAUGAGGGAAAGACCAAGUACAAGUGGCUUCUUUUAGGACCAUUGAAAAAGAUAAAAUAAGUGCAUGUGCAAGUGGAACUUGGUGCAGUUCUUCCAAAAAGCCCCAACAAGAAAACACCCACGUAGAUGCAGUGGUUCAACAGGGGAAACUGUUCUGAAAUAGCAAUGGACCUAGCUAUGUACUGUUUGCAACUUUUUACAACCAUUAUUGGAAAUAAGAAGGGUACUGUUCUUCCCCACAGAACAUCAAAUCCAAAAGCAAUGAAAAGCCAACCCAACCCUACAUGACAUAUGCUUAAACUCAGAAGUCAGAUCCUACUUUCACUAUCAAAAGGAAUAUAAAAGGUGGGAAAUAAAGAAAUGAAUUAAUAUAGCAGUGAGCUAAGUGGAUAACCAUGACAUAUGCUUAAUCAUGAAUGCUUAAACCCCAUCACAUCUAAUACCUAUCCUACUAGAGGGAAAAGUAUAGCAUAUAGGAUGGUGUUAGGAGCACACAUGGCAGGCAGUUCAAAUAAAAUGAGAUUUGAUUUUGACAAGAGAUGGAAUGAUUUAGCAUUGUCAAACUUAUAUUUCUAUGGGUAUUCCUAAGAUAGCCAAGAAAUGAUAGAACUUUGUAAGGAGAAAAGAGGAAAAAGAAAAGAUGAUAGUGGGGAAUCCGAAGCCUGAAGGGAGCCAACAGUGAGAUGACAUAAGCAUUGUUCCCUACAGAACCAAGCAUCAACAGGUGGGGUUACUGAUUCGGAUGACAAAAAAUUAAAAACAUCCCAUCUCACUUCCAUUACACUUUGAUACCCCUUUCGGUUAGUUUUUCUGCUUUUGAUCUAAACUUAAAAGGACUCCAAUGAGCCUUUUUUCAUGUAUUCAAAUUCAACUCCCCUUGGUCAUCAGAGAUAUCAGAGAAUUUAGGGGAAAUGAUGAUCGGAGAAGAUGAAACAAUCGUAUCAACAGCCAAAGAACAACCAGUUGAAGUGAUGAACGGAGAAAAGGACAACUAUGGAAGUGAAGAUGACAACCCCAAAGAGUGGUUGAACCUGAACAUAGGAGGCACUUCACUCUCAACUUUUGGAGACCCCGAUUUUCAAUCAAGACCAGCCACUGCAAAAGUUUUUUCAUGCAACUUCUGCAUGAGGAAGUUCUUCAGUUCACAGGCAUUAGGAGGUCAUCAAAACGCUCAUAAAAGGGAAAGGGGAGCUGCAAGAAGGUACCAAUCUCAGAGGUCGAUGGCAAUGAUGGGCUUCUCCAUGAACACACCAACUAUGCUUCGAUCACUCGGUGUCCAGCCCCAUUCACUCGUGCACAAGCCAUGCAGAGGUGGUACUGUGGUGGCACCCAGCUUCCAUGAUGCACGUGCAAGGCUUGGGAUGGCUUGGACGCCUUUCUCGUCAGAGGAUCAAAGAGAUCUGGUGUGGCCAGGUAGCUUUCGCUUGGUUCCACAACAGCCACAUCCAUCACAGGAGCCACUUAAGCUUGAUUUAGACCUCAGACUCUGAUAGUUGUUGGCCUCACCUUUGAGCUUUAUCAUCUUUUUUAGCCUCUAGAGCCUGAUCUUUAACCUAAGGAGGGGAAAAACACAGGUAGAAGACACUUGACCUGGAAGAGUCGAUAACUAUUAUGAUGGUACAGCAUAGUAUGUGCUAGGAGAUUUGUAGUUUCCACUGUCUAUAUUUGACAUGUUAAGCACCCGAAACCCAAAUUAUGACACCCUGGCUAUCUAUUUCACUUCUUUUUAGUUUUGA